Galeopterus variegatus (Sunda flying lemur) is the source of this 1799-nucleotide messenger RNA. Its product is annotated as aldehyde dehydrogenase family 3 member B2-like. The transcript is spliced from 10 exons. Gene Ontology annotation, biological process: aldehyde metabolic process. Lineage: Eukaryota; Metazoa; Chordata; Mammalia; Dermoptera; Cynocephalidae. The coding region runs from base 1 to 1431 and encodes 476 amino acids. Gene Ontology annotation, cellular component: cytoplasm. The record is from RefSeq and is a predicted model, not a curated record. Gene Ontology annotation, molecular function: aldehyde dehydrogenase (NAD+) activity.
AUGGACCCCUUCGAGGACACACUGCGGCGGCUGCGGGAGGCCUUCAACACGGGGCGGACCCGGCCGGCCGCCUUCCGGGCCGCGCAGUUGGAGGGCCUGGGCCGCUUCCUGCAGGACAACAAGCAGCUUCUGCAGGACGCGCUGGCGCAGGACCUGCACAAGUCACCGUUUGAGUCAGACGUAUCUGAGCUCAUCACAAGCCAAAACGAGGUUGACCUGGCGCUCAAGAACCUGCAGGACUGGAUGAAGGACGAUCCGGCCAGCAAGAGCCUGCUCACGAGGCUGGACUCAGCCUUCGUCCGGAAGGAGCCCUUUGGCCUGGUGCUGAUCAUUGCCCCUUGGAACUACCCUGUGAACCUGACACUGGUGCCUCUGGUGGGGGCCCUUGCGGCAGGGAACUGUGUGGUGCUGAAGCCGUCAGAAAUAAGCAAGAGCACGGAGAAGGUCCUGGCCGAGAUGCUGCCCCAGUACCUGGACCAGAGCUGCUUUGCUGUGGUGCUGGGUGGGCCCCAGGAGACAGGCCGGCUGCUGGAGCACAAGUUCGACUACAUCUUCUUCACAGGGAGCCCCCGCGUGGGCAAGAUCAUCAUGGCUGCUGCCACCAAGCACCUGACACCCGUCACCCUGGAGCUGGGGGGCAAGAACCCCUGCUACGUGGACGACGACUGCGACCCCCAGACCGUGGCCAACCGUGUGGCCUUGUUCCGCUACUUCAACACCGGCCAGACCUGCGUGGCCCCCGACUACAUCCUGUGCAGCCCCGAAACGCAGGAGCGGCUGCUGCCCGCCCUGCAGAGCACUAUCACCCGCUUCUAUGGCGACGACCCCCGGAGCUCCCCAUACCUGGGCCGCAUCAUCAACCAGAAACAGUUCCAGCGGCUGCAGGGACUGCUGGGCUGUGGCCGUGUGGCCAUCGGUGGCCAGAGUGACGAGAGUGACCUCUACAUCGAGCCCAGCCCGGGUCCACGGUUCCCAGCGGCACAAUUCCAGGACGCUGACGCUCCACGUCGCUGUGGUCCUGAGCUUGAGGAGAUCUUUGGGCCCAUCCUGCCCAUUGUGAACGUGAGGAGCCUGGAUGAGGCCAUUGACUUCAUCAAGCGGCGGGAGAAGCCCCUGGCCCUGUACGCCUUCUCCAACAGCAGCCAGGUAGUGAACCAGAUGCUGGAUCGGACCAGCAGCGGCAGCUUCGUAGGCAACGAGGGCUUUAUCUACCUGACGCUGCCAUCCCUGCCACUAGGGGGAGUCGGCAACAGUGGGAUGGGCAGGUACCACGGCAAGUUCUCCUUCGACACCUUUUCCCACCACCGCGCCUGCCUGCUCUCCUACCCAGGCCUGGAGAAGCUCAAAGAAAUCCGCUACCCACCCUUUACUUACUGGAAGCAGCAGCUGAUAAGCUGGGCCCUGGACUCCCAGAGCUGCACCCUUCUGUGAGCACUCGCCCCCUCCAACACCACAGCUUCAGUCCCUCUGUCUUGCGGCCCAUGGCUGCUCGGCCCCUGACCUACCCUGGGCUGCCAGUUGCUGGCCCCAUGCUCAGUCAUCCCUGAAAGGCAGCUGUCCAUUCCAGGGUGUAAAGAUCCCACUCCUGGGGCUUUGUCUGAACAGAUCCCUGGCUAGACAGGACCUCUAGAUGGUCCAGUCCCUUUCAGGGCCAAAGUCCCCUCCGCAGCCUCCUGACAGAUUCAUUGACCUUCUGCUAAGAUAUGUCUGGUAAUGGAGAGAGAAACCUGUCCCCCAAAGGUUGGGCAGAUUCUGUGGUUAAAGAGAAUCUAUAAAUUGUCAGAUCUAUAAAUAGGAUC